This is a messenger RNA of Tilletiaria anomala UBC 951, 1587 nucleotides long. Its product is annotated as glycoside hydrolase family 16 protein. Gene Ontology annotation, biological process: (1->6)-beta-D-glucan biosynthetic process; fungal-type cell wall organization. Gene Ontology annotation, cellular component: plasma membrane; endoplasmic reticulum membrane. Lineage: Eukaryota; Fungi; Basidiomycota; Exobasidiomycetes; Georgefischeriales; Tilletiariaceae. The record is from RefSeq and is a predicted model, not a curated record. The transcript has 6 exons. Gene Ontology annotation, molecular function: glucosidase activity. The coding region runs from base 1 to 1587 and encodes 528 amino acids.
AUGGGCCCGUCAUCGUACUUUGCCGCUGCGAAUGCUCCAGAAGCAGACGACUAUCUGCACGUUCCCGACACAAAAGGAGACAAGAAUCACGGCGUCUCCUUCGGAGGAUGCCUGAACAUUGCCACGCUCAUCAUCCUCGCGCUCAGCCUGCUCAUGCUCUUCGCAGGCUACCCAAUCCUAUCGCACUUUAUGAGCACGAGCGACUUCUUCUCCAAGCUCGGCAUCGGCCUCGGAGGGACCAACUCGUCAGGCCAGAUCCCGCAACUGCCCACCCGCCUGCUUGUCGACACCUCCACCCCUGACACCGCGCGAGUGUGGACCAAUAUUGACCAGCAGACGUACACACUCGUAUUCAGCGAUGAGUUUGAGCAGGAAGGACGGACAUUCUGGCCAGGAGACGACCCGUACUGGGAAGCGGUAGACAUUUGGUACGGCGCGACGGGAGACUAUGAGUGGUACUCACCCGAAGCGAUCAACACCACCGGCGGCCACCUCGUCAUCACCAUGACCGCGCAGGAGACGCACAAUCUCAAUUUCCAGAGCGGCAUGCUGCAGAGCUGGAAUAAGUUCUGCUUCCAGGGAGGGUACAUUGAGUUCUCUCUCCUCCAGCCUGGUGGGCCUAGCACGUCUGGCUACUGGCCUGCUGCUUGGCUCAUGGGCAACUUGGCUCGGCCUGGUUACCUUGGCUCCACGGACGGGAUGUGGCCCUACUCGUAUUCAUCGUGCGACACGGGUAUACUUCCCAACCAGACAUUCCUGAACCAAACAGGGCCAGAGAAGGCCAUCCACUCCAAAGCGAAGUACGCUAAGAACGGUCAGCUAUCGCGCUUGUCCGGCAUGCGCGCCCCCGCAUGCACCUGCAAAGGGCAAGACCACCCCGGUCCUAACAACAACGUCGGACGCAGUGCGCCGGAGAUCGACAUCAUCGAGGCGCAGAUUCAGAGCAAGGACGGCAGCCAACACAGCUUUGCGUCCCAGUCGAUCCAGACGGCUCCGUUCGACGUCGAGUACUUCUGGGGAAACAAGAGCACGCAGGCGAUCCUCUACAACAGCGAUACCGUGAUCAACACAUACCAUGGAUCUGUCUACCAAGAGGCCGUCUCGAGCGUCACGCAGUGCCCCGACGACAACUUUCCCACCACCGGCGGCCGUUUUGUCCGCUACGGCGUAGAGUACGAGCCCGACUGGAACAAGAACGGCGGCGGCUUCACCCGCUGGUACGUCGAUGGCAAAGCGACGUGGGAGGUCAAGGGAAGCGCCCUGGGCCCUGUGCCGGAGUUAGAUAUUGGCCAGCGCCUCAUCCCUGCUGAGCCGAUGAGUAUCAUCAUGAACCUAGGCAUGUCCAGCGGUUUCCAACCAAUCGACUUCACUAAGGCAGGUGUCUCAUUCCCCGCGCAGAUGAAGUUCGACUAUGUGCGGCUCUAUCAGCAGGGCCAGCCCAAGGUCUCCUGCGAUCCCUCCGACUAUCCUACAGCCGACUAUAUCAAGCGGCACCCGAACCUGUACACUAACCCCAACUUGACGCGCUUCGACGCGCCUUUCCCGCUCAACAAGCUCACAGCCGCGGCAAAUGGCGUCGAUUGCUAA